This is a messenger RNA of Prosopis cineraria, 1626 nucleotides long. Its product is annotated as aluminum-activated malate transporter 2-like. Gene Ontology annotation, biological process: malate transport. Gene Ontology annotation, cellular component: plant-type vacuole membrane. The record is from RefSeq and is a predicted model, not a curated record. The transcript has 6 exons. The coding region runs from base 52 to 1479 and encodes 475 amino acids. Lineage: Eukaryota; Viridiplantae; Streptophyta; Magnoliopsida; Fabales; Fabaceae.
CUCAGUGCAUGCAUUAUUAUUCUUACUUCCCAAUUUCAACGAUCAGUUGUUAUGCAGAUGAGUUCUUCAAACCAACAAACAUUAUCAGGGCUAAUGGCUCGUGGAUGGGUGAAGCUUAAGGCUAUGCCCAAGGGUUUGAAGAAAAAGGUGUUCAAUAUUUAUAGGACAACCAAAGAGAUAGGGCAAGACGAUCCAAGAAAAGUCAUUCAUGCCCUCAAAGUAGGACUUACACUCACUCUGGUGUCUUUAAUCUACUAUUAUCAGCCCCUAUAUGACAGUUUUGGUCUCUCUGCAAUGUGGGCUGUUAUGACCGUAGUUGUUGUCUUCGAGUACUCUGUGGGAGCUACUCUGGGAAAAGGUUUGAAUAGGGGUUUAGCGACACUACUUGCUGGUGCUCUAGGUGUUGGAGCUCAUUACUUGGCCGACCUAUCUGGACGGACAAUAGAACCCGUUCUGAUUAGCUUCUUUGUGUUCCUUCAAGCUACAAUAGCAACAUUUAUAAGAUUUUUCCCCAAAGUCAAAGCAAGAUACGAUUAUGGGAUGCUCAUAUUCGUGUUGACAUUCUCAUUGAUAUCUGUAUCUGGUUUUCGAGAGGAUGAAAUAAUAGACAUGGCACACAAGAGACUCUUCACCAUUUUCAUUGGGGGAUCUGCAUGUGUCAUGAUAUCCAUUUUUGUUUGUCCCGUGUGGGCCGGUGAAGAACUCCACAGCUUAAUUGCCAUCAACUUGGAAAGCCUUGCCAACUUCUUACAAGCGUUUGAAGACGAAUAUUUUAAAUCAUCGAAAGAAGGAGAGUGUAAUGACAAGACCUCCUUGUUGGAGGGGUAUAAAAGUGUCCUCAAUUCAAAGAGCACUGAAGAGUCGUUGGCUAACUUUGCAAGAUGGGAACCAGGCCAUGGGAGGUUCAAAUUUCGUCAUCCAUGGGAUAAAUACCUUAAAAUUGGAACUCUCACUCGCCAAUGUGCCUAUAGAAUGGAAGCUCUAAAUGCUCAACUAAACUCUAACCUCCAAGCAUCAGAAGAGAUUAGGAGUGUAAUACAGGAGGCAUGUUCAGAAAUGAGUUUGGAGUCAGGGAAAGCUUUGAAGGAGCUAGGAAUGGCAAUGAGCAUGAUGAGGAAGUCAUGCUUUGCAGAUACCCAUAUAGCCAACUCAAAAUCUGCUGCCAAGAGCCUCAAUUCAUUACUCCGGUCAAGUUUAUGGAAUGAAAUAGAUCUUUUAUCAGUCCUACCAGCAGGCACUGUGGCUUCCUUGCUGUGUGAUAUUGUUGCUUAUACUGAGGAAAUUGCAGCUGCUGUGAAUGAACUUCCCUUGCUCACGGACUUUGAAACUGUAGAAACAGCUAAAUCUGCAUGCAAAACGCAGUCUACUCCACAUAUUGACAGUACCUCCCGCAUGGUAAUUUUGGUUGAAGAUUCGACUCUAUCUGAUUUACCAGAAUCUAAGUCAUUUUCUAAUAAGCAUAACACUACUAGAGUGUGAUCUACACAUAUGUAUAUACACUGAUUUCACUUAAGCAAAUCAUCAUCCUCAAAAUUAGAUAUCAUAACUUAUCAUAUAACAUAAAGUUAUGCUGUAGCAUGAUUCAUUUGAUUACUGUAUCCAUGAGUAUCAGACUAGUAGAUCAGA